CGGAAACAUAACAUAUGAACCGGGCAUCAUCUUCAUAUUUAAUCGCACACGUGUCAUCUCCAUUUCUAGUUCCCACUCUCUUCUCUCCGAUCAUACGACGACACCGCAACACCUCUUCCGGUCGCACAGAAAUUCCAAAUUACCAUUCAAGCUUUUUCCUUCUUUUUCUUUUUUCCUGUUUUAAAUUUUAAGACACACGUAUUGCUUGAACCGAUAAAAACCGAACUAGAGUGAUUGAGUGUUUGAGAUUGAUCUGUGAUUGGUUGGUGGGGCCCGAUUCCGACAUGACUGCGGGUGGUGGUAAUCAGUUGAUCUCCGUUCAUCCUGAUGAGCUCAAGUUCAUUUUUGAGCUGGAAAAGCAAAGCUUUUGUGAUCUUAAAGUUGUGAACAAUACAGAGCAUCAUGUUGCUUUUAAGGUUAAAACCACUUCACCUAAGAAGUACUUUGUACGGCCCAACACUGGUGUAAUACAGCCUUGGGACUCGUGCAUAAUUAGAGUUACUCUUCAAGCCCAACAAGAAGCUCCUCCAGAUAUGCAAUGCAAAGAUAAGUUUCUCCUACAAAGUACAAUAGUACCUGCACAUACUGAUGUUGAUGAGCUUCCUCCAGAUACUUUUACUAAGGAUGGUACUGGAAAGACAGUAGAGGAGUGCAAGCUGAGAGUUUUAUACGUUGCUCCAUCAGCUCAAGGAAAUUCAGAAGAUGAGGCAUUAAGGAGCUCAUUAACAAAUCCCGAAGCUUAUGGAUUACAGCACCUGAAGGAUGAAAGGGAUGCAGCUAUUAAACAAACACAGCAACUGCAACACGAAUUGGACAUGAUGAAGAGACGAAGAUAUCGGAAAAGUGAUCCAGGCUUCUCCCUGACUUUUGCAUUCGUUGUGGGACUUGUUGGGAUUUUGCUUGGUUUCCUCCUGAACCUCUCACUGUCUUCACCUUCUACAGAAUGAUUUGACACUGGAGGAUCUCAGGGGACAAAUUUUCUCGUCUAUUUUACUGUACAAGUUCUGGUUGAACGGAAAGGGUGUCUAGUCUUCCCCUCCUAUUGUACAUUGAUUGCUGCAACUGUUGGUUUGCCAAUAUAUUUUCAUUUCAUUGAUGUGCUAAUGUUAUUGUGAAUCAGCAAGUGAUUAUUUUCACUGCAAUCUUUGAAGUGCUGUUUCCCUGUUUCUGCCAAA
This is a messenger RNA of Ricinus communis (castor bean), 1175 nucleotides long. RefSeq names its product vesicle-associated protein 2-1. Lineage: Eukaryota; Viridiplantae; Streptophyta; Magnoliopsida; Malpighiales; Euphorbiaceae. The record is from RefSeq and is a predicted model, not a curated record. The coding region runs from base 285 to 947 and encodes 220 amino acids. Gene Ontology annotation, cellular component: plasma membrane; endoplasmic reticulum membrane. Gene Ontology annotation, biological process: endoplasmic reticulum membrane organization. The transcript has 8 exons.